AUGGACCGGCGGCGCCCCGCGGCCUCUGGCAAGGCCCCCACAGACCCCGGGCUCCUGGACUCCUGCCUGCAGACUCCGCCGCCCAGGUCCCCAGGGCUGCCCCCUCCCGCACCUGGAGCCCCCUCCCGCACCUGGAGCCCCCUCCCGCACCUGGAGCGGCACACCUCCCAGCCCCGUGGAAAGGACCAAGGAGGGACAUUUCCUGGGAACACCACCGAGAACACAGGGGUCAUCGUGGGAGCCAUUGUCGGUGUCACCCUGUUUCUCGUCCCGGUGGGUCUGCUGAUUUUCUUCCUGAAGAAGAGGCACAAGAAGAGCCAGAGGGAACCAGCACCCAGGCGUCUGGUCUUCAGCUUCUCAGAGGACAUUCUGGCAGAAGACUUUGCUGACCAUGUCAGGAAAAAUGAGAAGGACAGCAGUUUUGGCUUUGUAGAGGAGUACCAGCAAUUGGCUCUGGAGACCCACAGCCAGUCUCAAACAGUGGCCUUGCAUCCUGAAAACAGCACCAAGAACCGUUACAGAAACGUGCUCCCCUAUGACUGGUCCCGUGUGCCCCUGAAAGCCAUCCAGGAGGAGCCAGGCUCUGACUACAUCAAUGCUAGCUUCAUGCCUGGUCUCAAGAACCCCCGGGAGUUCAUCGCAACCCAGGGCCCCCUACGCCAGACGGUGGGUGACUUCUGGCGCCUGGUGUGGGAGCAGCAGAGCCGCACCCUCGUCAUGCUGACCAACUGUGUGGAAUCCGGCCAAGUGAAGUGUGAACGUUACUGGCCUCUUUAUGCCAAGCCCUGCACACAUGGGCACCUCCAAGUGACGCUGGAGGGUGAGAAGGUGCUGGAGGACUGGACAGUCCGAGACCUGACGCUCCAGCACAUGCAAGAGCAGAAAAUGUUGCCUGUGCGACAGUUCCAUUACAUGACGUGGCCAGACCAUGGCGUCCCCCACUCCACAGACCCCUUGCUGGCCUUCCGGAAGGUGCUGCGGCAGUGGCUGGACCAGACCACGGAGGGAGGCCCCCCCAUUGUGCACUGCAGUGCUGGCGUGGGCCGCACGGGUACCCUCAUUGCCCUGGACGUCCUGCUGAGGCAGCUGGACCAGGAUCAACGUGUGGGGCCCUUCAGCUAUGUGCAGAAGAUGAGGGAAAGCCGGCCUCUGAUGGUGCAGACUGAGGCCCAGUAUGUCUUCCUGCACCACUGCAUCCUACGAUUUCUCCAGCAGUCAGGCCGAGUUCCAACAGACAACGGGGUUGCCUAUGAGAACCCGCUGUAUGAGAAUGUCUGAGCCUCAGGAGGGCUGAGAUGCCAGACCAGCUAGACUCAAAGUCUGGAUCCCCACUUCAGCCCAGGUUCCUGGAGUCCUGGGACAACACAGGGCUGGGGUCCCAGACUCUGGGGUCUUGCAGGGGGAGAAGAGGCCUGGCAGCCUAAACUAUUUCCAUGGAGGAUGAAGGACAGGUGGGAGCAGGUAUCCUGGUUAUCCAGGAAUCCACGUAUCCUGGACUUU
This is a messenger RNA of Lontra canadensis (Northern American river otter), 1500 nucleotides long. RefSeq names its product protein tyrosine phosphatase receptor type H (gene PTPRH). NCBI's taxonomy places the organism in Eukaryota, Metazoa, Chordata, Mammalia, Carnivora, Mustelidae. The coding region runs from base 1 to 1278 and encodes 425 amino acids. The record is from RefSeq and is a predicted model, not a curated record. Gene Ontology annotation, molecular function: protein tyrosine phosphatase activity. The transcript has 13 exons. Gene Ontology annotation, biological process: protein dephosphorylation.